AUGGCGAUGACCAAGAACUUCCGGAUUUUCCACAAGCUCGAACCGCCAUACAGUGUUAUCUUGGAAAAUAGAAAUAUUGAUGACACAUUGAUGUUCGAAUCGAGCGCGCUGGCUGUUUUAUCUGCUGCUGAAACUGAGACAAUAAAAAGACAAUAUGUGAAAAUUGUCGAUGCCUACGGCUGUUUGGGCGUUCUCAACCUUAACAUCGGUGAAGAAAACAUAUUAUACCUGGUCUUGGUAACUGGCUGUUUGUCAGUCGGAAAGUUGCUGGACUCUGAAAUAUUCCGUAUCACCACCACGCAGUGUGUUUCAUUACGGAAUGGACCAGGAGACGAAGACAGGGUCGCAGAGGUCCGGAAACUUCUCAACUCCGGAACAUUUUACUUUGCGUGGUCAUCGACUGGAGUUCCCUGGGACCUGACACUGUGUGCUCAGAAGAAGCUACAGGACCAUAGCACGGACAACAGGUUCUUCUGGAACCGCAUGCUGCAUGUCCACUUCCAAAGGUUUGGUGUGGAGUGUGGACAUUGGCUAAUCAAGGCUAUUUGUGGAGGUGUAGAGAUACGGACGAUUUACGCCUCGCACCGUCAAGCUAAAGCAUGCCUGAUAUCUCGUCUUAGCUGUGAGAGGGCUGGCACCCGAUUCAACGUCCGUGGAGCCAAUGAUGAUGGACAUGUGGCUAAUUUUGUGGAAACCGAACAGGUGAUAUUUCUAGAUGAGCACAUCUCCUCAUACAUACAGACGCGAGGCUCGGUUCCUCUCUUCUGGGAACAACCAGGCAUACAGGUGGGAUCUCAUAGAGUCAAAAUGUCACGAGGUCACGAAGCCUCGGCUCCAGCAUUCGAGCGCCACCUGGCGAUGCUGAAGAAACUCUACGGUGACCAGGUGAUCGUGAAUCUCCUCGGACAGAAAGAGGGAGAACAUAUGUUGAGUCAGGCUUUCCACGCUCACCACAAAGCCUCAAGCUUCUCUCAGAUGAUGACUCUUAUCAUGUUUGAUUACCACAGUGAAUGUAGGGGCGGCAAUUUCAAAAACCUUGAGAGACUCAAAUACAACAUCGGAAAACAUUCAACUAACUUUGACUUCUUCUAUAGUCAAGGAUCGGAUGUACAAAAGUUUCAGAGUGGGACCGUGAGGACUAACUGUUUAGACUGCCUGGACAGAACUAACGCCGUACAAACAAUGCUGGCCCUGGAGAUGUUGCCAAGACAACUAGAGAGUCUUGGUCUGGCAAACAAACCACAAAUGGUGUCGCGGUUCAUCGAGAUCUACAAACAGAUAUGGCAUGUAAGCGGUGACCACAUCAGUAGGAUUUACGCCGGGACGGGCGCGCUCGGUGGAGGUAGAUCGAAGUAUUCGGAUGCUGCUCGGUCCGCCACACGCACAAUACAAAACAAUUUUCUGGACAGUAGUAAACAAGAAGCUAUGGAUAUGCUGCUGAUUGGUAGUUCUCUGAGAGGAGAGCUUGCGGAUAAAGUACGAGCUCUUCUGACCACCAGGAGUCUGCAUGGCCCUGCUAUGGUGUUGCAGUCCAUGGUCGAUUGUCACAAGGACUUCACAGCUGUCAACAGUCUCCGGAUAUUUAUUGGAACCUGGAAUGUGAAUGGAGGCAAACAUUUCCGCAGCAUCGCCUUCAAACAUCAAUCUAUAUCCGACUGGCUGCUCGAUGCUCCGAAGAUUGCUGCAGAGAAUCACCCUGAAUUGCUGGCAGAAGGGGCUGACAUAAGUAAACCUGUGGACAUAUUUGCUAUUGGCUUUGAGGAAAUGGUGGAUCUGAACGCAAGUAAUAUAGUUAAAGUCAGUACAACUAAUGCUAGAGAGUGGCAGAAGGAACUACAGAAGGUCCUCUCUCGGGACAAUAAAUAUGUCAUACUGACCAGUGUCCAGUUAGUGGGCGUUGUUCUGUAUGUGUUUAUAAGGCCACACCUGGCACCUUGUAUCAGGGACGUAGCUGUGGACCAGGUAAAGACCGGACUAGGGGGCGCGGCUGGUAACAAAGGGGGUGUGGCCAUUCGCUUCCUCUAUAACAGCACCUCUAUGUGUUUUUUGUGUGCUCAUCUGGCAGCGGGCCAGUCACAGGUCAACGACCGUAACAGUGACUUCCACGAAAUCGCUAGGAAGACAGCAUUUCCUAUGGAGCAGUGCAUGGGAAAGACAAUCUCGUCCCACGACUAUCUGUUCUGGUGUGGUGACUUUAACUACAGGAUAGACCUAGCUAACGAGGAAGUGAAGAAACUUGUGGAGGACCACAACUGGGGCGCCCUCAUGGAGUUUGAUCAACUCAACAGAGAAAGGAAAGAGGGCAAAGCAUUUGCAGGGUUCCAGGAGGGUAGGACAGAUUUCGCCCCCACAUACAAAUACGAUCUGUUCUGUGAUGAUUAUGAUACUAGUGAGAAGCACAGGACUCCCGCAUGGACAGAUCGAGUCUUAUGGCGUCGCAAACCUCUCAUACGACAUAACGCUCAGUUGUUAGAGGCGGAGGAGAGGUGGGACCAAGGGAGACUAAUCUUGUACGACAGAGCAGAACUACGCACCUCAGAUCAUAGACCUGUGUUAGCAAUGUUGGAUGUCGAUAUUCUGGAAGUCCACGAAGAGAAGAAAUCUGAAGUGUUCCGAGAGGUCAUAAGUCAACAGGGUCCGUCCGACGGUACCGUCAUUGUGUCGACGACAGACGGGGAGUUUGACGAUGAUAUGGUAGACACUGUUGUGGAGACAUUUACAGAACUAGGGGACAUAACCCUGGUACGAUUUGUGGAAGAAGAUAUGUGGCUCAUCUUCAGAUACGGACAGAGCGCUUUAGCGGCUCUCAACUAUAACCAACAACAGAUCGGCGGGAAGUCAAUCACUGUACGACUAAAGACGACAAACUGGCAGUCGCAGAUAGAACAGGAAAUGGCGCUCUGUGCAUCAAACAGUGGCGCCCUCUUCAAUACCACGACCAACAGUCUCCUCGGUGAAGAUUUCUGUCUACCAGGGAUGGACUUUGAUUCUGAAGGUCUUCAAUUAGAUGAGGACGAUGAGGAGGACACGACGAAGGAAACUCCCCUCGCCCUCCCGAUACUACCUACUCUGUCAGGAGCUAACUCUCCGACAGGCUCCGGCAGGAACAGUCCUGCGCUAUCGGAUGAUGGCCUCCUGGACGCACCAACACGCCCUCCAGCCCCGGAGAGACUAAAACCAAUGGGAGGUGUGCCACGCCCUACUGAACCCAGCAGCCUCAUAGUACCAGAAACUGAAGUCAAAAUCCGAGGGUCCCACUCGCCAGAGACAAAAAGAAAAGUUCCCCCACAGCGACCGUCUGCCCCACCGACCAAGCCUCCACCCCCACAGCGACCAGCUGGGGGCUUUCCUAAAGCCGGGGCAGCUCCUACAACAGGAACAGCUCCAAAACCCGUGACAGCUCCUACAUCAGGAACAGUGACCAACACGACACCCACCAAUCAGUCUCCUAAAAAGUCACAUCCAGUACGGCAGCCAUUGGGGUCACGGACCAUCAACCAAAUCAAAUCUAACAAGAAAGGCGCCAAGAUAUCUCGGAUAGGUCUUCCCACCAAUGUCCUACACCACACUCAUGCCUCCAGUGCUGGGGAGGCAGAAGCUUUGAUAGAACAGCUGAUGUCUGGUGGUAAUCCUACCCUGCUACCCUCCCCCAUCAAACCAGGUGGACAGACACAACCAGUGCCUCCGAUACCCCGGAGUAGAACAAGUGAGACAGACCUCAACAGAUCCCCGGACCCUUCUGUCUCCGCAGCGUUGGACCCUCCCAAACCUGUCCCCAGAGCGAGAAGUUCUGGCAACAUUGCUGCUAAUGAUAUGCCAAACAGACCCCCACGGAAAGGAGACAGUCCAACUUCUGGAGCAUUAAACGGUCAACCUGGUCAACCUGGUCAACCUGGUCAGCCACGUCCUCGGCCUGUCCCUCGUCAGAGUUGUGCUGUGGGGGAUGUGGACAUUCCUGUCCCUGUGGAUAGGACAGUGCCACCUCCCAUCCUGCCAACCCGACAACAGAAUGGGGGUCAGCCAGCUCCCAUGGGACAGAACUCGUUCAGUAGCCCUUCUGGGUUUUCUUUGUUGGACAAACCACUCUCACCAGAAAAACCCAAGUCGACAGAGAUAGAUCCUUUUGAUACUAGUAAUGUUCCGUCACAAUUCCGACAGGACCAGGCACCUCUGUUACCUCAGCAACAGUACAGUGCUCCACCUACAGAAGAGUUCUCUGUUCAGUGGGAGACAACUCCCUCCACAGACCCAUUUCAAACUGAUUUCAAUGCUGACUCACCACCAUGUCCAGCGUUUCAACCUCCAUCUAUGCCACCUCCAGAACUGGGGCCCGCACCCUUACCCCCACAGGAGGCGCCUCCCCCACCCCCAGAGGAAGCACCUCCCCCACCCCCAAGAGAAGACUCUUUUGCUGACAAUUCCUUAGACAACAAUGUGCAAUAUGAGGAUGUAGACUUUGAUGCCCCUCCCCCUAGUAGCUUACCCCCAGGGCUGCCCCCUUCUCCACCUAAUGCCCCUCCCCCUAGUAGUCUACCCCCAGGGCUGCCCCCUUCUCCACCUGAUGCCCCUCCCCCUAGUAGUCUACCCCCAGGGCUGCCCCUUUCUCCACCUAAUGCCCCUCCCCCUAGUAGUUUACCCCCAGGGCUGCCCCCUCCCCCACCCCCAAGACCAGCUGUAGAUAUAGCCCCUCCCACAAGUUUACCCCCUGUCCCCUGUAGACCCCCUGUGAUUACUGAGCCGGGAAACUUACCCCCAGUCCCUGCCCGCCCCUCCUUGACCCCUACCGCCCCACCUCCUAACCAACCCCCUGUUCCUAGUAGGCCAAACUUACCCCCGGUUCCCCCUCGAGUUUGACUUGGGGUAAAAUUAGACUUAUAAAACAAUUAUAAUUGUUUCUGUGUGUGUAUUGUCGGUAUUUAUAGCUAGCUAGUAUUUGUUAUAUCACCUGUUAUAGAUUUUUGUAUACAUUAAUUUUUUCCAAGAAAGAAAAAUCCUUUUUACAUGUGUUGAUGGAGGACAAAGAAAAUCCAUCAUACAAAAAUGGCAGUUUUAUGUCUCAACUAUCUCUAGGAAUAGAAUUUCUCUAUCCUCUAUUAAUACAUGUAAAGGUGUUAAUUUAUAUUCACAAAAGUCACAGGUAUUGAUACUGUAUAAACAAGAGAAUUGACUUACUGCUUUUUACUUGUAGCCUCUUGAACAAGACGGCAAGUUUUAGUACAAUUUUAAUUGACCAAUAUUAUCUUUAGUGGUACCUUGUAAAGUUUAUAUGAUGGACGUGUGAGAUUUGGAAAAACAUGGUUCUGGUCCUUCGAAGGGCUACAUGAAUCCAAAGGAUUCUGGUGAUUUAUCGGCCUUUCAAAUAUCAAAUAGUCGGCCAUAUCAGAUUUUUAAAAGGCUGAUAAACAUCAGAAGCCAUGGAAUAAGUGCUGAAUUAAAUCAUUCUAUCAGGUUGUUGGGAAUCUGCAGAAAGCUCAGUGACAGAUUUCCUGUGAUAAUUUUAAUAUUCAGGAAAUUAAUUCGGAAAGCAAGUUAAUUGUUAUGAGGUUCCAUAAUGUUUUUUUCUGUAUUUUUCAUGAGAUUCUUACUGAUUGCUUGGUGGUUUUGCCAGUCAAUAGAAUAUUCAUAUAUAAUUUAUAACUGUUGUAUAAGUUGGGAACGAUGAAGGAAAACGGUAUACGAUACUGUCCUCUCGUGACUACAUCAAGUUUGUGGCGCCCCAUAUGUGUGUCAGGACAUAGCUAGUCGGUUUGUGUUCUGUGUAUGUAGACUAAUUACUUAAUAGUAUACAAACACAGUUUAAUUGUUAUAGAGCAAUAAAUGUGGGGUUAAUUGUUGUUUUGUUAUUUUUUGUGACAAAAUGAGUCUGAAAUUUUGAACUCAAUAAGAACUUUUUGUCUUUUAAUAGUUCUGCAGAGAGGAGUUUUAAGAACAAAAAAAUCCACAUUCGACCCUUCAAUUUUUUUUUAUUUUUUAAAAUAAUUUAUUUUUACAAAACUACAGCAAAAGUAGCAGUUUUGACUCCCCGGCCCACUGCAGGCAAAUUAGAGAAGUUUUAUUCAAUUUGCUUCACACAGAGAUUUUUUUAUUACAAAUUCAUUGUUAGUCAAUGAACGGCCAACCUUACUAUAUAUAUGGAUAUCAUAGAAAACAAAUAUAUUAUUGCAUUCAAAUGAAAUAUCAUUCAUCAAAAAAAUUUAUUGCAUUUGAACACAAAUUACUGCAUUCCCACAAAUCAUUUUGUUUGAAUGUAAUAUUUCCUGCAAAUGCAAUGAUAUUGUUUUUGCAGGCAAUAAUUUUUCAACAUACACGAUAUUUGUCCAUUGCCAGUUUCCGUAGCAUUUUGAAAUGAUAAUGCUACAUUGAUAGUUAGUAUGAUAACAACUGUUUUGCUAUUUAUUCUGUAAAAUUUUCACAAAGUGGAAAAAGUACAAUUUUAUGGUACAGCGACGAUGUUAACCCUUUUUGAACACUUGAACAGUCAUCAUGGAUUUCCUUUGUGGUAUGUCGUUGUACUGAUUUAAGAACUUCUUAUUUACCACUUUUUUGGGAGAUGACUGUUUUAGAGUCAUUGACACAUUCCAAUUAUGUUUUCUGCGUUCUUAGUGCUGAUACCAAGGUAUGUUGUUUUUAAAGUUUGGCUUUUAAUGUGUUUUUUGAAUGGCUUUAUUUUGUAUCUAAAUGACAUGAUUUGUUGUGUUUUGUAAGCUAUUAAGUUUUUUGUGUUCCAAUACGUAUACUUUGUGAUACGAUUGUUGGUUUUUGUAUCUUUUUGUAAGGGACCACUGAUUAUAAUGGAAAAAAUGUCGAUUUUUGUAUCGUUAUGUAUGGGACAACUGGUAACAAAUAGAAAAAAAUGAAUUGUAUAUCUAUAUGAUUCUGCCAAAUUUAUGAUUAUAUAUUGUAAAUGUUUUCAGUUUAUUACAUUACUAGUCACCAUCAUCCUUUACAAAAACGAAAGUUUGACACAAAAUGUUGAUUAUGGGGUGAAUACUUGAAAAACUACCAAAACAUGACAUAAAUUGAGUGUUCUAGAGAUAAGUUUAGGAAGGAGGGCAUGUUUUGAACCCCAGGAUAAAUGAGAAUUUUUGGGCACCAUGAAAAAUGAUUUCACUCUUAGCAAAAUUUGUAUGUAUUGUGACCAUACAGAACAUGAAGAAAUGUUUUACUUUAGCAAAACGAACCCUAGGAUACGCAAAAAUAUGUUUCAUUAUAGCGAAACAUUCAUGAUAAACCUCAGAAGACAGGGGAUAAUUGUUUUACUGUAGCUAAUUUUAUUGUGUUACAUGUUCUUGAUGCAAUUACUUGCCAAAGAACAAAAAUUUAUAACGAUAUAAAAUGAAAGAGUCAUCAUUACAUUGUACAUAGUGUUCGUCUGUGAUUCAUUACAUGAACAAAUAUUUCAUUUUCGGUUUUUUUUAACAAUGUCUCAAAACACAAGUAUUCUCACACCUCUAUACUCCUAGUAUUACUUUAACCAACACAUGUGAACAUUCUAUAAUUUGUUGAAUGUGUAAUUUUGGAUUUCCUGAAAUGACAAAUGAAGAAAUUAUUGACAAAUAGGAUUUCCUGUUAAGACAAUAGAGAAAAAAUCUUAUUGUUUCAAACUGUCAAAAUGUUACAGGAAGAUUUGUUAUGUAACAGAAAUCAUUAUUUUAUUUAUUUCAAUGUCUUCGCUAGGAAUCCAACCUUGGACACUGUCUUUACACUCACCUGGUCAAAUUAAAGAGAUUUUUCUCUACCUGAGCGGUGUAUUGUGACAAGCAUUUACCAGGGUUCCAUAUCAAAUUAAUUUAUCACAAGUGAUAGUGUUGCGAAAGACUUUUGUUCCUAGGAUUAUAUUACUGUAGAAGAUUCUUAUGUAAUAAUCUAGGUAUCAAGGUGUCUUCCAAUAUUACAGUGUGUAAAUGUGUUAUGACAUCCUCCAACUAGAUUUGUACUGGUCUUACGAUGUUCUCCAACUAGAUUUGUACUAGCCCGAGUUUUCUCUGGCCCUGUCACCAUGUCUGGUGUAGGGCCAGAGCGCACUACUAUAUGAAAACGUGGAAUUAUCUGACACCGUUUGGUGUAGCCCGAGUUUUCUCUGGCCCUGUCACCAUGUCUGGUGUACAUGGUGACAGGGCCAGAGAAAACUCGGGCUAGAUUUGUGCCAGUCUUACAAAAUCCUCCAACUACUUGCUCUAUCCUCCAUCUUGAUUCCACUCUAUGCUUUACUUCAUGGUAUCAGUAUAUGUAUUUAUUGAUUGAUGUUUUUCUACGUACAUUUUAAUGUAAUUGUCAUGUCUUUAAACUUUCAUUACAGAUUAUGUUCAGCUUAUUUAACUAUAAAUUCUAUUUACAUACUAGUUUAACUAUUAAUUGUAUAUAACAAUAGGUUUCUCUAUAUGAUUAAUUUCUACAUAAUACUAAAAGUUUUCUUUUUCUCUUAAAUUAAACUAAUAUUUCUACAGAAUGAAAUAUAGAAUUUAUGUUGAUAAAAUCUAGUAACUCUCUGUGGGAUUCUCAACUGCAUUCUUGACUCGAUACAACAACUAGAUUUAAUCUGAAGAAAGAAUUCAAAAUGUGAUAUACAAUGUACUAGUUAAAAAGUUUUAAAGAUGUUGAAAACAGAUUUUUUAUGUGACAGAUAAUUUAUGUGUUUGAAAUAAUUAAUGACAUGCAUGUAUCAAUCUUAUAAUUAAUGGGCAUUAUCAUUAGACAAGUCCACACUCAGUGAUUUUUUGGAACUUAGAUAUUUGAAUCUUGAAAUUCAAAACUUUCCAUAUUUACAGGUAUUUUUCCUUCUCUGGAAUGGUUGGUGUUGGUUUCAACUAUUGCAAAACCUUAGGAAAACAUCCAAGCACUAAAAAAAUAUCAAAAUUUUCGAUAAAAUCACUGUUUUGUUUGAAAGUUUUGAUAUUUUUUGCUGUUUUCUGGUGUUUUUUUGUUCAAUGAUUUCCAUAUUUUUCACUCUUUUUUUUUUAUCUCUAGAAUGGUUUUCGUUUGUUUAUACUAUAUUGCAAAACCUAUGGAAAACCUCCAAACACUUAAAAAUAUCAAAAUUUUAAAUGUGUGGGAGUUGGUCCUGGUCUGAGGACCAAUUAUAUCCCUUAGCUUUUGGACUCAUCAAAAUUUUGGCAAUGAUCGAUGUUAGGUUGAACUCGCCUGCAAAAAAAAAGAAGAAAAAAAUCCUACAAAAGUUCCAUUGGACUUGUAGUCUCUGAAUACCUACAUAAUGUACACAGGCAAAAUAUCUUCAUGUCAAUUCAGGUCAAAUUCAGGUCAAUAUUUCCAGGUCAAAUUGACCUGAAAAGAGCUGUUUAGUCAGUUCAUGUCAAAAAAUUGACCUGAAUUUGACAUGAAAACAAUUAACAAUUUCAUGUCAAAUUCAGGUCAAUAUUUUUUCAGGCCAAAAUGUCCUCAAGUAUGGGAAUGACCAGGUUAUUGUGAUGUCAUCCUUUUGUUAGCAGAAUAUCAACUCUCAGGCUCCAGGUGUAAGUGUUUUAACUUUUGUAUACAUCUGUUGUGUCACCCUAAUUACGCUUUGUGGAUUUACCUGUGAAAUGGACAUCCUGUUUACCUGUCACCGCUGUAAACAAUCGCCUGAACUUUGGCCUUUUGUGAGAUCUGUUUAGGCAGAUUAUCUAGUUGUAUUGUUUGUGAGUCCAUUUCCUGCUACUUGAUUGACACCCAGCUUUAUAAAACAGUUUAUACAGUAGACUGUACUGUUAAGUAUUGAUUUGUGUUUUUUUUUUAUCCUGGUAGAGAAAUUAAACUUAACAAAAUUCUUUUUUAAAUUAUCAAAGGAACAUUUAUCAGCUUGCCUGCUAAAUUAUACAUAAAUAUAGAUAUUCUUUUCCCACAAUUAGAUUUUUUUUCAAAAAUAUUUUUUUUAAGCGUUUAUGAGUUACAGAGUCAGAAGUUACAUUUUAUCAUGAAGUUAUAAUUAAUUCAUCUUAAAACAUUAAUGUUUUUAUCCAUAACAUUCCUGCUUAAAGUUUGUAUAAAAACACUUUUGAAUAUAUGUUCUGAAAUUACAUCAAUGAAAUAGUGCAUCUUUUAAUCAAGUAAAAAAGUACUUUCUUCAUACUGUAAAUAUCAUUUAAACUUCGGACAAGUCUCCCUCUACAAUUUGUAGAUAUGAAAAACACCUUAUAUUGGUUGUGAUCUCCAUGAACAGGGAUGAACAAAAGUGUAUACAAAAUCUCGUUUAUGCAUCCCUACCAUAAGAUACCAAAGUUACACAUUAAGAAGUGACACAAUUUCUAUGACAUCUUUUGAUUUCUCUUGAGUUUUCAACAUUUGUAUCAUAUCCCGAACCAUCCAAAUAAAACUUGGUCAUUGGUGUUAUCGGCAGGAAAUUUUGAAAUCAUCAGUAUUUAAAACGAGCAAAGGUUAGGAUGUGUUGUGUUAAUGAUAAUCCUUCUCCCUCAUGUUAACACUUACAUCACUGUGAAAAUAAUACAGAGUUGUUUUAUAUAUAUAUCAUCUGAAAAGUGACUAGAGAGAGGUUCAAAUAAACCUUCUGUUACCUGCAUAAUGAUUGACAGGUGUUGUUUCCUCGUCAAGUUACCCUAUCCUCAUCUGUAUCUGUAUGAUUGACAGGUGAAAGUUCCUCCUCAGUAUCUGUAUACUCACCUUGUUACCUGUAUAUGAUUGACAGGUGUUAGUUCCCUCGUCAGUAUCUGUAUAUGAUUGACAGGUGAUAGUUUCCUCUUCAGUAUCUGUAUACUCACCUUCUGUUACCUGUAUAAUGAUUGACAGGUGAUAGUUUCCUCAUCAGUAUCUGUAUACUCACCUUCUGUUACCUGUAUAUGACUGACAGGUGUUAGUUUCCUCGUCAGUAUCUGUAUAAUGAUUGACAGGUGUUAUUUCCUCGCCUAGUUACCCUAUCCUCGUCAGUAUCUGUAUAUGAUUGACAGGUGAUAGUUUCCUCGUCAGUAUCAGUAUAUGAUUGACAGGUGAUAGUUUCCUCGUCAGUAUCAGUAUAUGAUUGACAGGUGUUAUUUCCUCUUCAGUAUCUGUAUAAUGAUUGACAGGUGUUUGUUUCCUCGUCAGUAUCUGUAUACUCACCUUCUGUUACCUGUAUAAUGAUUGACAGGUGUUAGUUUCCUCGUCAGUAUCUGUAUAUGAUUGACAGGUGAUAGUUUCCUCGUCAGUAUCUGUAUAUGAUUGACAGGUGAUAGUUUCCUCGUCAGUAUCUGUAUACUCACCUGUAUAUAUAUAUAGGUAUUGAUUUACCUGUAGUAAAUUAGUUACAGGUUUGUUAAAGAAUCUAGUGAUACUCUCGUACCUGGUCAAUACUACGACCAGAGGAGCGUUAAAUGUUUUGUACAUUUUAUUACGAUUGAGAUUAUGUGGUUAAAAUCAUUGAUGUCCCUCUUUGUUGUACGUUUAUAGAUAGUAAAAUAUUAAAUCUGAUACAUCAAAUCAAUACAUCCUAAUAUGUUAAAUCUCAAUACAUUGUUAUAGCAUAAAUCUGAUAAUUGAAUAAAUACAUCAUAAUACAGCUGAAUAUUGAAGCUGGUAACUGUUAGGAUAUAGUAGUGAAGGUGUUUAAAAUCUGUGGAUUAAAAAAAAUCAAUGUAGUAGUAAAUGUCAUGUCCGUCGUCAUGUCAUGUCCGUCAUAAAUGUCCUCGUUAUGUAGAGAUAAUAGAACACUGUGAUAGAGUUUAUUGUGAUAAUUGUUGAUUCGGUCCAAUACAGAAAUCAUUUACGAAAACUCAAUGGCUUUGCAUUUCAUGACUAAACAUAUUUGUUCAUAUUUCCGAUUUCUUAUCAUCAAGGCUUGAAAAUCAAACUUCUCCAACAAGCCAAACAGGCUCUCCCGCCAUUUUGAAAUGAUGCUGAAUUCUGUCUUCAUCUUUAAAAAUGUUUUUUAUGCGAACAAUUUAUAUUUCUUUCUUGUAAAAAUCUAUAAUUCACUUUUCUAUUUGACAAAUACAUGAAGUUAUUUCUGUGAACCCAAAUGGCAAUGUGUCUAUAUCUUUAUAUUGAUUCAUAUUAAUUAUUUGGAAAAUUAAAACUGUUGUAUAUUCUAAAUGAUUUAUCUAAUUGUUGACAACUUGAUAAUAAUUUACUGUUUGAAAAAGAUAAAGUUGAUUGAAAGAAGAAAACUGUAUCAAGCUUUGGUAUCUUGUUGGGAAUAUAUAGGAGACAGGGUAUGAUAAAACUACAGUAUUGUAUCUAGAUCGUAAAUAAUGUAAAAAUUAAAGGGACAUCAUUUGUUAGUUACUGGUUUAUCAUCUACGCGACUCCUCGACAAUAAAACAAAACCAUUGUGUAGAGGUUAUCGAAUUCAGUUGAACAAAGUACAAUUUGUCCAAGGUAAUAAGAGUUUCUGUCAAAUCAUUGAGUACAUCACUGUCUAAUCUACAUGUAGACUUGCUAGUGUUAUUGGGCUAACCUAUCAUUUUAGAUGACAAUGUUACAUCGUCCCUUAAAGACGACGGUUGUAUGUUACCGUAACUUUAGUAUAGUUUAUAUCGUUGACAGAUAUGGACCAUAUUAAACUAUUUGUUAGAUUACUGCUGCUGUUGUGUUUGUGUAUAUUAGCGACAUAUCUUGGGCACAAUGUUCCGAUGAACCAAAUAAAGAAAGUUUUAAGCUCAGAU
Pecten maximus is the source of this 12590-nucleotide messenger RNA. Its product is annotated as synaptojanin-1-like. Gene Ontology annotation, biological process: synaptic vesicle endocytosis; phosphatidylinositol dephosphorylation. Gene Ontology annotation, molecular function: nucleic acid binding; phosphatidylinositol-4,5-bisphosphate 5-phosphatase activity. Lineage: Eukaryota; Metazoa; Mollusca; Bivalvia; Pectinida; Pectinidae. The record is from RefSeq and is a predicted model, not a curated record. The coding region runs from base 1 to 4854 and encodes 1617 amino acids. The transcript is spliced from 26 exons.